This is a messenger RNA of Danio aesculapii, 733 nucleotides long. It is a transcript of the gene cdc37, whose product is annotated as cell division cycle 37 homolog (S. cerevisiae). The record is from RefSeq and is a predicted model, not a curated record. Gene Ontology annotation, cellular component: cytoplasm. Lineage: Eukaryota; Metazoa; Chordata; Actinopteri; Cypriniformes; Danionidae. Bases 223 to 726 code for a protein of 167 amino acids. Gene Ontology annotation, biological process: protein folding; protein stabilization. The transcript is spliced from 3 exons. Gene Ontology annotation, molecular function: protein kinase binding; heat shock protein binding; protein-folding chaperone binding.
CGACACCGAACCGGAAGUGAAGGAGAAUUCCAGAAAGAGCGGCGGCACUACACACACUGAUCUCCUGCGACAACAAUCACAGCAAUAAUACCGACACAUACCGCAUUACAGCGGAAACACAACCGAGCGACACACACCGCAGUACAGCGGAACACACAAGCGAGCGACACACACCGCAGUACAGCGGAACACACAAGCGAGCGACACACACCACAACCGAUCAUGACGACCAUCGACUACAGUGUGUGGGAUCAUAUCGAGGUGUCCGAUGAUGAGGACGACACACACCCGAACAUCGACACGCCGAGUCUGUUCCGCUGGAGACACCAGGCGCGGGUGGAGCGGAUGGAGGCGUUCACACAGAAGGGUGUGGAGCUGGAGAAGAGCCUGAUGGAGAGCCGGAGGAGGCUGGUGGAGGCGCAGCGGCGGGUGCAGGAGCUCAGUUCCUCCUCCUCCUCCUCCUCGUCCUCUGAGCUGAGCCGUGCGCAGGCAGAGGAGAAGCAGCUGAAGAAGGAGGAGCGCAGCCUGCAGAGGAGGAUGGAGGAGCACCGGGCGGAGGAGAAGAAGAUGCCCUGGAACGUGGACACACUCAGCAGAGAGGGCUUCAGCAAGAGUGUGGUGAACGUGAAGCCGGAGCAGAAGCAGGAGACGGAGGAGGAGAAGGAGGAGAAACACAAGACCUUCGUGGAGAAACACGAGAAACAGAUCAAACACUUCGGUGAGUAAAGACGUG